Messenger RNA from Hypanus sabinus (Atlantic stingray), 1974 nucleotides. RefSeq names its product thioredoxin domain-containing protein 6-like. Lineage: Eukaryota; Metazoa; Chordata; Chondrichthyes; Myliobatiformes; Dasyatidae. Gene Ontology annotation, molecular function: nucleoside diphosphate kinase activity. Bases 1 to 1974 code for a protein of 657 amino acids. The transcript has 9 exons. Gene Ontology annotation, biological process: CTP biosynthetic process; GTP biosynthetic process; UTP biosynthetic process. The record is from RefSeq and is a predicted model, not a curated record.
AUGUCAGGUGGUGUUUGUGAUGUGCUGUUAUUAUCAGAUGAAAUGAAAGAUUUUGAAUUUGAUGUGGAUGAAGCUGAAAUUGCCAAAACAAAUGAUGAUGACAGUGACAUUAGGGACCUAGCCCACAAGCUAUUCAGUUUCUUCUUUCCCACGAUUUAUGAAAAGUACAAAAAAGUUGAAAGAACCUUAGCAAUCAUCAGACCACAACUUCUUGAAUUACAAAAAGUUGAGAUUUUGGAGGAGAUCGCAAAUGCUAGAUUUACUGUUGGACGGCAAAAAGAAAUUACUCUCAAUGAGCGGCAAGUGACAGCAUUUUACAGCUUGAGUGAGAAAAAUGACUUGCCUCCUGAAUUUGUUGAAUAUAUGAUAAGCGGUCCAAUAUUGGUAUUAGCAUUGUUUAGAGACAAUGCAAUAAAACACUGGCGAAACUUAUUGGGACCUGAUGAUGUUGAACAAGCAAAGCAGGAUUACCCGUCAAGCCUGAUAGCAAGGUUCGCAUACAAAGAUAAUCCAUUUAACCAACUACAUGGGAGUCAGGACAUUGAAACGGCAGUGAAGGAGUUACAGUUUUUCUUUCCCGUUGAGCAUACAUUGGUGGCAAUUAAACCUGAUACUGUACGACACAACAAAGAUAUUAUUAUAGCCAAGAUCCAUGAAGGAAGCUUUAUAAUCUCUGCAAUUAAAUCUGUUGUGAUGUCCCAAGAGAUAGCAGCAGAGUUCUACAAGGAUUAUGAAGAAGAGCCAUUCUUCAACCAAUUGAUUGAAAAUGUGUCUCAGAGUCCAUUAAUGGCUAUAAUUCUUACCAAGGAGAAUGCCGUUAAGGAAUGGAAGGAACUGAUGGGACCUGCAGAUCUUGAGCUGGCAAAAACAUCUUUUCCAAAUUCCCUUCGGGCUGAGCUUGACUCCAGUAUAUUAAAAAAUGGGCUUCACAGCACCUCCAGUGCAAAACAUGCUAAGGACUACAUUAAGAAAUUCUUUGGAGAUGCACUCCUAGAUUCAUUUGGUGUUGUCCUAGAUGAGGGACUAACUAUUUCCAGUACAGCUUUACUAUCAGAUUCCCCUUCAAGUACGCCUAGUACUACUGCUAUUGAACCUUCUGAAUUUGUGGACACAGAAGCUCCCACUGAUGAGCAAGAGGUAAACAUAUCUGAUAGUAAGACUGCAUCGGAGACCCAAGAUACAUCUGUUCCUGAUGAAUUUGCCGAUUCUAACACCAUAAAUGCAUCUGCAACAAUUGAAGAUCUUGAUUCUGGUACAAGAGAUGUUAAUGUUCUUGGUGAAGACUCAGUUAUCAGCACCAGUGACAUACCUGCUCCUGUUGAAAUAUCUGAUAUUGGCAUAGAAAAUGUAGCAUCUCCUGCUCAAGUCCCUGAUACUGGCACAGCAGAUGGAGCCACUCUUGCUGAAGUUCCUGAAACCAGUACCCAAGAAUUAAUAGUUCCUGAAGAAGUCCCAAAUUUGCACAUCCCAGAUGUAUCCACAUUUGUUGAAGACCCUGAUUCUACUACUUAUGAUGUGUCUGUCUCUAGUGAAGCCCCUAAUGCCAGUAACAGUCCUGGUGAUAUUCCUGAUUCCACCACUGAAGAUAUAUCUAUUCCUAAUGACAGCACAAAAGAUGUAUCCAUUCCUGGUGAAGCCUCUGACUCAACUGUUCAAAACAUACCUCCACCUAGUGAAGAUCCUAAAGCUGAUACCCAAAAUGUAUUUGCUCCUGGCGAAGUCCCUGAUUCCACCGUUGAAAGUGUUUCUGCUCAAGAUACUGUAAGUGGAGAUAAGUCCAUUCCAAUUGAAGCUUCUGAUGCUAAUGAGGGAGGUACAUCUGCUCCUAUGAAUUCCCUUGAUGCAGACAAUGAAGAUGUAUCUGCUGCUAUUGAAUCUGCUGAUGCCAGCAAUGAAGGUUUUCCUGCUCCUACUGAAGUAUCUGUUGUUGAUGAUAAUGAAGCUACAUCUGGUCCCAUUAAUGUUUUAACUUAA